AUGCAAGCGUAUUACCAAAUUGUGAAUAUUUAUUUUCAUCGAGACCCAUUAAAUAUUACUUUCAUAUUUCCUAAGUGUUUCUGUAUAUUGUUAUGUCUGUUUACGUGUUUUUCAAAAACCGUGUCGUUAAAUGAUAUUCAAAAUGUUCACACACCGCGUGUUAUCAAUGGCUGGCCAGCCCAGCUUGGAGAUGCUCCCUAUCAGGUGGCGUUUAAAUCAUUAGUUAAAUAUAAUGAAACACACAGAAGUAGAAGAUUGUAUGGAACAUUUUGCGGCGCUGUAAUCGUUGCCCCUAAGAAAUUAAUCACAGCUGCACAUUGUGUCCAAUCGAAGAAAGACAUCAAAAGCCAGUUUCUUAAACCUAGCGGAUAUAUAGGUAAAAAUAAACUACGUGGCAUAUAUGCUGUGGCCGGCAAUUUGAAAAACCAUGACGUUGUUUCUGUUAUCGACAGUAAAACAAAUGGGCAAUGGAGAUUAUUAUGCAAUGCUUACUAUCCUCGAAGAUAUCUAUUUCCCAUGCACGACAUCGCUAUAGCAAUGACAAGAAAAUGUUUUUAUUUUAAUGAAUACGUCGCUCCUAUACCAAUUGCAUCAACUAAUGUUGAAUAUGCUGGACCAUGCCUAGUCUCAGGUUUUGGAAGACUAUCUAAAGGGUGUAAAACAAGUUAUCUAAUUUUGGCAUAUAUGGACAUAAUGCCUACAUCCUCGUGUAACAAAGCCCAUAAUAGAAAUAUGAAUUUAUUCGUUUGCACUGAUACGAAAGUAAGCGACGUUGCGCAGGGUGACUCUGGUGGACCACUCGUGUGUACAAAUACCGGUGAUCCAGAAGAAGGAGAAAAAGGUUUACUGGUUGGAAUAGUUAGCGGUCAUCGACCUUACGCUGCCAUGCCUGACGCAAUGAGGGAUCAUGGCUUGAUCUACUUAGCCUGCGCUGUAAUGUUCCUCGAUAGGAAAAAAUCGAAAAAAAUAAUAAUAAUGAUACGAGAGGAGUCUAGCAGCAUAUAA
This is a messenger RNA of Arctia plantaginis, 1005 nucleotides long. Lineage: Eukaryota; Metazoa; Arthropoda; Insecta; Lepidoptera; Erebidae. The record is from the annotation of a GenBank genome assembly.